Molecule: messenger RNA, 615 nt
Organism: Chelonus insularis
Lineage: Eukaryota; Metazoa; Arthropoda; Insecta; Hymenoptera; Braconidae
Exons: 2
Coding region: 1-615 (204 amino acids)
Source: RefSeq, a predicted model, not a curated record
AUGGACUUUCUUCAAAAAUCUGCGAUAGUUAUUGAUUUUGCUAUGAGAACGUGGUUUUUUAGAGAUAAUCCUCAGUCUCAGUUUACUUUCUCACCAACUAUUGCAGCGUGUCAGAUUACCUUAUAUGGUCUUCGAGAAGUAACACGGGGUGAAGGGAGUCAAUUAGAACAACUAUUGACUGAACUCAUUCCUGAGACCCCUAAGGUAUUAAAUACAACGACCAUGGCUGUUCACGAUAUUGAUGUUGGAGAUAGUCCAGCUACCGAACAGAAUUUUACUCAGAAAGUAAACGCGGUCACAAAGAAAGAUGCGUAUCCUAUUCGUCACAUGUCAGAUAUAUUAGAUCAACUUCGUCACACUCAGUAUAUAACCACGUUAGAAUUGAGUCAAGCAUAUUACCAAAUUCCUCUAACAGAAAGAGCGAAGCCUAUCACUGCUUUUAUCGUUCCAGGUAGAGGUUUGUUCCAGUUUACGAGGAUGCCUUAUGGGUUGACUAAUGCUCCAGCUACCUUUCAGAGGUUAUUAGAUAAGGUUCUAGGCCCUGAGGUUCAUUCUCAUGUAUUUGUCCACUUUGAAUCAAUUGUUAAAAAAGAAUCAAACUUGGGAGUGGGGUGA